Messenger RNA from Glycine soja, 1101 nucleotides. Its product is annotated as bidirectional sugar transporter N3-like. Gene Ontology annotation, biological process: carbohydrate transport. Gene Ontology annotation, cellular component: membrane. The transcript is spliced from 6 exons. The coding region runs from base 113 to 955 and encodes 280 amino acids. NCBI's taxonomy places the organism in Eukaryota, Viridiplantae, Streptophyta, Magnoliopsida, Fabales, Fabaceae. Gene Ontology annotation, molecular function: sugar transmembrane transporter activity. The record is from RefSeq and is a predicted model, not a curated record.
GCUCAUCACAUCCUCAUUCGAUCAUUCACGAGAUUGAGGCGGGGGUUGAUUUGGAAGAAACCCAGCUAAGGUAAUUCCUCGCAACCCCUAACUAAACCUUCAAAGGAUCAUCAUGGGCAGUCACAAUGCUUUGGCUGCCACUUUCGGAAUAUUAGGUAACAUCAUUUCUGUGAUGGUGUACUUGGCUCCGGUGCCAACGUUUUACCGGAUAUACAAAAAGAAAUGCACGGACGGUUUCCACUCGCUGCCAUACUUGUUGUCAUUAAUGAGUUCUAUGCUUUGGUUAUACUACGCCUUCCUCAAAAUUCAUGACGGCGUUGUUCCCCUUAUUACGAUCAACUCGAUCGGAUGUGUCAUAGAGCUCAUCUACAUUCUCACCUACAUUAAAUAUGCGCACAAGGAUGCAAGGAACUUAACCUAUACCCUAUUUGCGGCGAUGAAUAUUGGCUUCUUGGCCUUGGUCCUUUCCUCGCGUUUUGCUCUAAAUGGUUCCCACCGGGUCAAAGUCAUUGGAUGGAUUUGUGACGCCGUUUCACUCAGUGUCUUUGCAUCACCUCUAAGCAUUAUGGCAAAAGUGAUUAGAACAAAGAGUGUACAGUUUAUGCCCUUCUAUUUGUCAUUUUUCCUCACACUGAAUGCCAUAACGUGGUUUGUAUAUGGUUUGUCUAUGCAAGACAAAUGCAUUUAUAUUCCAAAUGUGGGAGGGUUUGCACUGGGGCUAGUUCAGAUGGUGCUAUAUGGCAUUUACAGGAAGGGCAGUGAGAGUGAGAAGGAGCAAGGUUUAGGUGAAGGAGUGAUAAACAUUGUUGUUGUGAACCCGUUGGGACCUGCUGAAGUCUUCCCAAUUGCAGUGGAUGAUAACAAAGUCAAAGAUCUUGUUGUUGUUGAUGAUGUCACUGUGAGUCAACAAGAGAAAGAGAAAAACGUGGAAGCCAAGGAUGAUUGCCCAGUGUGAUGUUUUUAGUUACGGCCGCCAGGAUCAUACUCUGCUUUUCCUCUAUGUUACGUUAUGUGUGUCGAUCAGUUACCAAUUAAUUGUUCUCUAUAACAUCAAACCUACCAUCAUCUUAAUGCAUUACGCCUAGCUACUACUUUACUUCA